AUGUUAAGAAAAAGCACUUCAACCAUAUACACAACACACAAGAAAAGCAACAGCAGCAUACUCAGGAGCCGGAAGGACCAGACCAAGGUGGACCCAUUAGUAGAAGAAUAUCCCAUGGGUGAUUUCGGGACCACUAAUCAACCCGCCCAGCCUAGUGUGAUAUACUACUUUGUGGAGUUGACCAAUGCAGGCAUACAAGAAAAUACAAGUAGCAACAACAACAACAACAAUAACAACAACAAUAACCAUGACGGUGGUGAGAGCGGUGCCCGCUACGGCCACGGCAGCAGUCUGGGCGGGAACGUCCACUUGCGGCGUUAUUCGUAA
Molecule: messenger RNA, 327 nt
Organism: Saccharomyces eubayanus
Lineage: Eukaryota; Fungi; Ascomycota; Saccharomycetes; Saccharomycetales; Saccharomycetaceae
Gene: ROQ1
Product: Roq1p
Exons: 1
Coding region: 1-327 (108 amino acids)
Source: RefSeq, a predicted model, not a curated record